Messenger RNA from Nanorana parkeri, 1104 nucleotides. Its product is annotated as olfactory receptor 10A7-like. Gene Ontology annotation, molecular function: olfactory receptor activity; G protein-coupled receptor activity. Gene Ontology annotation, biological process: G protein-coupled receptor signaling pathway. The record is from RefSeq and is a predicted model, not a curated record. NCBI's taxonomy places the organism in Eukaryota, Metazoa, Chordata, Amphibia, Anura, Dicroglossidae. Gene Ontology annotation, cellular component: membrane. Bases 1 to 1104 code for a protein of 367 amino acids. The transcript has 2 exons.
AUGGCAACAGAGCAUACCAGCAUGCGGCACAAGUACAUACCCACCAGGGAGGUAAGCACCACAGGGUCCAUGAUCCAGCAGGGAGGUCCAACACCACAAGAGAGUAGGGAUCGGCAGCGGCCAAAGAUGAGGGCAUCCUACAAGAACAACAUCACAGUCAUUUACCUUCUGGGGUUCCAUGACAUGGACAGAUUUAAUGUAUUGCUCUUCAUCUUGCUGCUCAUCAUUUACUGUGUGACAAUAUUAGGCAACUCCUUGAUCAUCACACUGGUGGCCUUCAGCAAGAACCUCCACUCUCCCAUGUACUUCUUCCUCACCCAACUCUCCAUAGCUGACAUCUUGUUGACCACAGAUAUUUCCCCCGUCAUGCUAAAUACUGUGCUACAUCAACGGGCCUCCAUAUCAUUUCCUGGAUGCAUAACUCAGCUUUAUUUCUUCGGUUUAAACGAUGGAGCCGAAUGUUUUCUCUUGACAAUGAUGUCCUAUGACCGCUACCUAGACAUUUUUUCUCCACUGCAUUAUGGCUCCAUUAUGAACCAUGUGCUAUGCAUUAAAUUAAUUAUUUCAUCCUGGCUCUUAGGGGGCUCUGUAGCACUGAUUCUCAUACAUGGAAUAAGUCAACUACAUUUCUGCAGGUCAAAUACAAUUGACCAUUUCUUCUGUGAUUUUUACCCUGUGAUGGAACUUUCAUGCUCAGAUGUGUCCAUGGUUCGAAUUGAAGGCACCUUAAUGUGCAUCCUUGCAAUUGUCUUACCAUUCUUCGUGAUAGUGAUUUCAUAUGUGUAUAUUGCUUCAACCAUUUUGAAGAUAUCCACCUUUUCAGGGAGACAGAAAUCCUUUUCAACUUGUAGCUCCCACCUGACAGUGGUAUCUAUAUUUUACGGGACUCUGAUUGCCACGUACUUGAUUCCAAACAAAGCACAAACGCAGAUCCUCAGUAAGACUUUGUCAUUGCUAUACACUGCGUUGACUCCCUUACUAAAUCCUUUCAUAUACAGUUUAAGGAAUAAUGACAUUAAGAAAGCUUUGAGAAAAGUCAUAUAUAACCAAAAUGCUUCUGAUUCAAAAUUGUGGAUCAAACGUACAAAGAGACAUAAUGUAUAA